AAUCUUGUUGUGUCACACGACUGAUGAUGUUGCAUUCAUUCGUGUCAUGUCAUCUUCGCCAACAACGCACAACAACCAUCGACAAUGGGCGACGUGCGGGUGGAGGAGUUGGAGACACUGGAGGACAUCUGCGAAGGCACGGGCGAGGUGGAAUGGCACAAGGACAAGGAUGGCGUGACGCUGCGUGGGAUGCUGUGCGUGAGUCCCGAGAUUGAGGAGCUGCAGGUUCACUUCCAGCAGCGCGCCCUGCCAAUGCUUCGCACAACGCGCCGCCCCAAGCCCUUGGCAAGCGACUCGGAUGCGACCGACGCUGCCUACGUGAUCACCAUUGAGCAUCUCCCACCAGUACAAGUGUCCUUCUCGCUCUCGCCCAGCUACCCUGAAGAUGAGCUGCCAACAUACACCAUCUGUUGCCCAUACCUGACCCCGGAGCAGCUCUCUUCCGUGUGCCGCCGCCUCGACGACAUUUGGGAGGAGAUUGGACGGGGUGAGGUUCUGAUGGAGUGGGUCAACUUCAUCAAGUACGAGUGCCUUUCGCACGUUGGGAUUGAAGACCGCCUUCCUAUCCACGCGCGGAAACCGGCCAUCCACAACACAGCAGCCGCCAUUGACCCACGCGUCAAGGAUGUCGCACUGCCGCCACUGAACCUCACCAACCACGUGCUGGAACACGAUGCGCGGGAGGACGAGCGCUGCUUCGAGCAGGGCCAGCACACGUGCGCCAUCUGCUUCUCGGAACACGACGGCAAGGAUUGCCUGCGAUUUGUUGUGUGCCGCCAUGUGUUUUGCCGCGAGUGUCUCGGCACCCACUUCUCGACGCAGAUCACGGACGGCCAAUUCCGCAAUCUCACCUGCCCCGACCCAGACUGCCGCAACAUCGCCCUCCCAACCGAAGUGCAGCAGCUCGUGCCAACCAAACUCUUCACGAAAUAUGAUGCAAAGCUGCUGGAGACGACGCUUGCGGAGAUGGAGGAUGUGGUGCUGUGCCCGCGCCCGGCCUGCCAACAGCCCGUCAUUGUCGAAGACGACACAACGCUGGGACGAUGUGCAACAUGUUCGUACACGUUUUGCACCAUGUGCCGCCGCUCCUAUCACGGUGUCAACAAAUGCAAAGUCGCCGACUUCUCCGCCCUCCUCAACGAGUACAAGAAGGGCGAUGAGGAGCACAAGGCGUUUCUCAUCAAGAAAUACGGCGAGAAGAGGAUUCGGCAAGCGCUUGAGGAAGAGGCGACGGCCUCGUACUUGCAGGAGGAGACAGUGCCGUGCCCAGGAUGCAGCGCACACACGUCAAAGAUCGACGGGUGCAACAAGAUGGUCUGUUCCAAGUGCCGCACGUACUUCUGCUAUCUCUGCCGCAGCAAGCUCCCUGCCUCUGAUCCGUAUGCGCACUUCAACCGCGGGCCGUGCCAGUCGCGGCUGUUUGAGGGCGUGUUCCAGCCCGAGGACGAGGAGGCGUGGGCGUGGCAGAUGGACCAGUUCUUCUUCGUGGUCGCAUGACCUUGAACCACAUACGCUGGCGUGCGUGUUUGCGCGCAUACAUGCACACACAUGAAUGCGCGCACCACACACAUGAAUGCGCGCACCACACACAUGAAUGCGCACAC
Molecule: messenger RNA, 1604 nt
Organism: Salpingoeca rosetta
Lineage: Eukaryota; Choanoflagellata; Craspedida; Salpingoecidae
Exons: 13
Coding region: 85-1497 (470 amino acids)
Biological process (GO): protein polyubiquitination; positive regulation of proteasomal ubiquitin-dependent protein catabolic process; ubiquitin-dependent protein catabolic process
Cellular component (GO): ubiquitin ligase complex; cytoplasm
Molecular function (GO): ubiquitin conjugating enzyme binding; zinc ion binding; ubiquitin protein ligase activity
Source: RefSeq, a predicted model, not a curated record